CGUUUGCUUUUCCUUCAUACUGUGGUUGAAAGUCUUUUCUAGUCUUAUCGGAGAAGACGACUGCUUCAUUAAAUUAGAGAAUUCGUGUAUGCCUCGUAUGGCGGAAAAUGCAGCAGUCGCUGAUGUUGUUCAUCUCGACAGUGAUAGUGACAGUGACGACGGAGUAGGAGGAAGAGAAUCAGCAAGUACAAUCGCUGAUGCUGCGACGGUGGCUCCUACGGAAUGCCGGAGCUUUUGGAAAGCCGGAGAAAACUUUGUGAUACCGAACGUUGUGACUCCGACUUCUCCAGGUUUGCUUGAGCAUGCUCGAGUUCAUCCCAGGUUUCUUCACUCGAAUGCUACUUCACACAAAUGGGCUUUUGGAGCAAUCGCUGAGCUACUUGACAAUGCUGUUGACGAGAUACAAAAUGGUGCUACGUUUGUUAAGAUCGAUAAGAUCAAUAUUGUCAAAGAUAAUUCCCCAGCUUUACUUUUCCAAGAUGAUGGCGGUGGGAUGGAUCCCACUGGGCUCAGAAAAUGCAUGAGCUUAGGCUACUCAUCAAAGAAGUCUAAUACAACAAUUGGACAGUAUGGAAAUGGUUUCAAGACAAGUACCAUGAGACUUGGAGCUGAUGCCAUUGUUUUUAGUCGCUCAACUCGUGGAGGCACAUCUACUCAGAGUGUUGGUCUUCUGUCUUACACAUUCCUAAGAAAAACUGGUCAGGAUGAUGUCAUUGUUCCUAUGAUUGAUUUUGAUAUAUCCAAGGAGCGACCACAACCAAUUAUUUAUGGAUCUCCAGAAGAUUGGGCUGCCAACCUUGAAAUUCUACUCAAAUGGUCUCCGUUUUCUACAGAGGAUGAACUUUUACAACAGUUCGAGGACGUUGGAACUCAUGGAACAAAAGUAAUUAUAUACAACUUGUGGCUUAAUGAUGAAGGAAUCUAUGAGCUGAGUUUUGACGACGACGACGACGAGGACAUUCGGCUCCGAGAUGAAAGUGUCAAUGACGGUAAACGGUUGCACCAUAAGUUAUUGGAACUGAGAUCUCAUAUUUCAUACCACUUACGUUACUCUCUGAGGGCAUAUGCUUCAAUGUUAUAUCUCAAAAAGUUCAAAAACUUCAAAAUUAUAAUUCGGGGAAUCCCUGUGGAGCAGUUCAACAUUGCCGAUGAAUUUAGAUUUCCCGAGAUUAUAAAGUACAAGCCCCAUACAGCUACAAUGGAACAAGCUUCCACUGAAAUCAAAGUUGGAUUUGUAAAGGAGGCGCCUAAGCUUGCAAUUUGCGGUUUCAAUGUCUAUCACAAAAACCGUCUCAUCCGGCCUUUCUGGAAGGUCACUAUGGGAGGGGACUCGACAGGCAAUGGUGUUGUGGGAGUUCUUGAAGCAAACUUCAUAGAACCAGCCCACGAUAAGCAAGAUUUUGAAAGGUCUUCUCUAUUUCAGCGGCUGGAGGCGAGGUUGAAAAAGAUUGUCUAUAGUUACUGGUAUACCCACUGCCACGUUUUUGGAUACCAUACUUAUCAAAUGCCUGCAGAUAAGUCGAAAAAGAUAGCAAUACCUGAUCAACCGCCUACUGUCAAUACAUUCAAUCCUUCGCCAUUGCCUUCUGAUAAAAUAAGUCAAGGUGGUCCUAUCAUACGUGAAAUCAAUCUUAGUAACGCCACUUCAAGCCGUACAGUUGCUGUUGCAGCGCCACACAUGAGAAAUUCCAUGGGUUUAAGAAGUAACUUCCAACCUGUGCAGCUCAACCCACAACCUGCGGCUGCUGAUACUGGAAACACCCUCGUUGGCAAGUCCGCGGGUGAGAUCAGCGAAGAGAACUUACAACUCUUCAUGAGGUGCGAGGAAUAUAUAAAGAAAGAGAAUGAAAUAGAACAGACGGUAAAGAGCUUAGAAAAAGAACUGGAAGAAGUUAAAAGUAAAUGUGCACGACUUGCUCUGCUUGUGGAUGCUAAGAAGAAGGAGAUGCAACAAGUUUAGUAAAAGCGUUACGAGUUAAAACUCUCUGGAAUCUAUAGAACCCUAGUUUGAUUCAGACUUUUUGGUGUUCUUGAUUUUUGUUUUUCACCUUUGAUGGUGUUCUUGUAUUUGCAUAAUAGCAUGUGCAUAUAUGUAACGUAUGUACAGAGUAUAAUACUUUUUUAGGAAAUGGGCCUCUAACGUAUUUGGGCU
This is a messenger RNA of Arabidopsis lyrata subsp. lyrata, 2152 nucleotides long. RefSeq names its product protein MICRORCHIDIA 2. Gene Ontology annotation, molecular function: ATP hydrolysis activity. The transcript has 18 exons. NCBI's taxonomy places the organism in Eukaryota, Viridiplantae, Streptophyta, Magnoliopsida, Brassicales, Brassicaceae. Gene Ontology annotation, cellular component: nucleus. Bases 89 to 1960 code for a protein of 623 amino acids. The record is from RefSeq and is a predicted model, not a curated record.